Gordionus sp. m RMFG-2023 is the source of this 1208-nucleotide messenger RNA. Its product is annotated as cell division cycle-associated protein 3-like. The transcript has 16 exons. NCBI's taxonomy places the organism in Eukaryota, Metazoa, Nematomorpha, Gordioida, Chordodea, Parachordodidae. The record is from RefSeq and is a predicted model, not a curated record. Bases 43 to 1152 code for a protein of 369 amino acids.
UAUAAUUUAGAACUAAAAGAUUUUUCUACAUUAGAACAGUUUAUGAGUAAUUAUGAGAAGAAUACCUUUUCAAAUUAUUAUAUCUCCCGUUCUAAGCCUCAUCAUGAUCCAAUAUAUAAAUAUAAAACAUUAACAUACAAUUGCAAAAGAGGAGGUCGGAUUUUCAAAUCUAGUUCAACAGGCUUAAGAGAAAAGAGAACCUUUAAACAAGGGUGCAAUAGCAAAAUUUGUGUUAGAAAGAUUUUAUAUGAUAAUGAAAUCCCAAAGAUAAGUCAAAAUUUACCUACCAUAGCUGCUUCUUCCUGUAUUGCUGAAACAAUCAACACAGGUGAUUCUUUUCCUAUUGCUGAAACAAAUAUUUUAGUCAACACAGGUGAUUCUUCUCCUAUUGCCGAAACAAGUCAAAUUUUAGUCAACACAGGUGAUUCUUCUCCUAUUGCCGAAACAAGUCAAAUUUUAGACAACACAGGUGAUUCUUUUCCUAUUGCUGAAACAAGUCAAAUUUUGGAGGUCAUAAGUGAUUCUUCCUGUAUUCCUAGAAUUUCAAAUUUUUCCCAAGCUAAUCAAAAUAUGACUGAAACGAUUAACCUACCAGCUUCCAAUACAGAAAACACUCAACUAUGUGCAAUCAAAUUAUCUUCAUCUCAAAUUAUUUCAAAAAAUAUUUUAGGCACUCAAGUUAAGAUACCAGAGACAACAAACUUAUAUUCCCAAUAUCAUUUUCAAAAUAUACCUAAAAAUUUAGGCCCUAUGUCAAGAACUAUUCCAGAUAUAAUCAAAUUAUCUUCAUCUCAAAUUAUUUCAAAAAAUAUUUUAGGCACUCAAGUUAAGAUACCAGAGACAACAAACUUAUAUUUGCAAUAUCAUUUUCAAAAUAUACCUAAAAAUUUAGGCCCUCAGUCAAAAACUAUUCCAGCUACAGUCAAAUUAUCUUCAUCUCAAAUUAUUUCAAAAAAUAUGUUAGGCACUCAAGUUAAGAUACCAGAGAGUAAACAUUUUACUCAACAAAAAAAUAGCAACAAACUUAUAUUCCCAAUAUCAUUUUCAAAAUAUACCAAAAAAUUUAGGCCCUCAGUCAAAAACUAUUCCAGCUACAUUCGAAUUCUCUUCAUCUCAAAAUAUUUCAAAAAAUAUCUUAGGCACUCAAAUUAAGCUACCAAAUACAACCAAAACUUUAGACUACACUGGAUAUUCUCUUCAAAAUCUUU